Daphnia pulex (common water flea) is the source of this 2967-nucleotide messenger RNA. RefSeq names its product WD repeat and FYVE domain-containing protein 3-like. Lineage: Eukaryota; Metazoa; Arthropoda; Branchiopoda; Diplostraca; Daphniidae. The coding region runs from base 1211 to 2098 and encodes 295 amino acids. The record is from RefSeq and is a predicted model, not a curated record. The transcript is spliced from 6 exons.
CCAUUGUGCCAUAACAAAAUCGUCUGCUGCUGUUCAUUUGUUUUCUGUUCGCAUCGGUUCGCAUGCUGUUUUUCGUUGAAACCGAACACGCCGACUCGGCGUGAAAACUUGUUAAUUGCAAAUCAAAUUUUUGAAAAAAAUUCGUGAAUAGGCCUACCAAAUAACAAAAAGUGCGUUAUUAUGAAAUCAAUUGUUGCUUGAAUCUGGACCUGGUUCAACAUGGAACUUCAACUUCAGUAAAUGAAACUAGAUGGAGAAAAAGUUUGGGGAUCACACUUGGAACAACAGGAAAUACUAGAUGGACAAUUUCCACUUUCAGCUUUCCAAUUUUGUCGAACAGCAUUAUUCUCUUUGCCGCUAGUCAAUCAACUGUGAUCCAGUGUUCCACAUUUGACUUCUCAGGAUGUUUCCCAUUGCCAAUACUGCCAACCUUGCUGCAGUUCCCGAGUGGUAAGCUGUGGGUAUAGACACCACCGACAUCAAAGAUGAUGGGCCGCUUACAACAGAGUAAUUACAUCACUUAAUUUUCCUUUUCAUUUCAGUCAUUGCCAGUUUUUCUUUUAACUUUAUACCAGAUUGAGCUCAAGUCCUCAUCAUAUUUUCUCUUAGUUUGUUGUUUGGCACUGCCAACCAACUGCAUCAGUUUCCACAGUUUUUUUACAGGGUAUCUGCUUUGAAGAUGGCCAACGUCAAAUUUCUUUUCAUUAAUCCAAUGAACAAUACUGGUGGAUUUUCGAAUGGACGUGACCGACAGCAUCCGACCGUUCAUCCCUGGCAGGAGGAUCAGGUGGAUCUGGCCUAGAAGCCGGAAGCCCAUCAUACGCUGGUUGAGAGUGACGUCUGUGACGAGUUGGUGGCGGCCAAGACGAUUCUGUCGACUUAGUAGCUGCCGCUGUUGUUGCGGCCCAUCAAACGAGACGUCCAGCGGGUGAACCAGCGACGAUGGCCGAUAUUGACGAGAAAGUGAAUUGAUCGGAUCCAGCAUCCCGGCUGCCCACGGCUACUUGGACUCGGCCAGCCAGUCGGUGACCCAGCGUUGGUUGAGGGGUGAGCUGUCCAACUUCCAGUAUCUGAUGCACCUCAACACGCUGGCCGGCCGCACCUACAACGAUCUGAUGCAGUACCCGUUUUCCCCUGGGUCCUGGCCGAUUACGAUUCGCCCGAGCUGGACCUCUCGCAGCCGUCCACCUUCCGCGACCUGUCCAAGCCGAUGGGAGCCCAGACGUCUGACCGGCUGCAGCAGUUCCGCAAGCGCUACAAGGAGUGGGACGACCUGCACAACGAGACGGGCCCCUACCACUACGGCACCCACUACUCGAACUCGUCGGCCAUGAUCGUCUGCUCCUAUCUGGUCCGGCUGGAGCCCUUCACCCAGCAGUUCCUUCAGCUGCAGGGCGGACACUUUGAUUUGGCCGACCGGCUGUUCCACUCGAUCAGGGAGGCCUGGUGGUCGGCCGCCCAGCUCAAUAUGGCCGACGUCAAGGAGCUGAUCCCCGAGUUCUUUUACCUGCCCGACUUUUUGGUCAACGCCAACCAGUUUGACCUGGGCUGCAAGCAGAGCGGCGUGGCCCUGGACGAUGUCGUCCUGCCGCCCUGGGCCAAGAACGACCCGCGCGAGUUCAUCCGGGCCGCCCUGGAGAGCGACUACGUCUCUCAGCACCUGCACGAGUGGAUCGACCUCAUCUUCGGCUACAAGCAGCAAGGGCCGGCGGCCGUCGAGUCCGUCAACCUCUUCCACCCGCUCUUCUACGAGGGCAACGUGGACAUUGACAGCAUCGAGGAUCCGCUCAAGAAGAACGACGUCAUCGGAUUCAUCAACAAUUUCGGCCAGACGCCCAAGCAGCUUCAAGAAGCCGCACCCUCCAGCAAGAAGGUGGUUGGGGCCGGCAGUCGCAUCAGCGGACUGGAAAUGGCCCUGCCUCUGGCCGGACAGGCUGCCAUGCAGAUCCUGCCUCUGCUGCCGUCGUUGGCUUCCGGCUUCCAUUCGGCGGCCCUUGGCUCCACCUUUGGUCCAUCAACGGCGACCCGCUGGCCAGCGGGUUUCUCCAUCUGUUUCUCCAUCUUCCGGUUGCAGGUUUCAAGUGGCAGAGGCAAUUGAUUUUCCGGACGAAAUUGACGAUGCACACGGCCUACGAUCGCCAAGACAACAGCGAACCUGCGUCCGUCACAUCUCUGGCCAUUUCCAAGGACAAUCGAACUGUAUUGGUUGGCGACGCCCGCGGUCGCAUCCAUUCGUGGAGCGUGACGGACGUGAUGGGCCGCUCGGUGGCCGACCAUUGGCUCCGCGACGACAUUUUCGAAACGUGCACUAAAUGCCGCGUGAAAUUCUCGUUGACUGAACGGCGACAUCACUGCCGCAACUGCGGACACGUCUUUUGCUCCCGUUGCAGUCGCUACGAGUCUGAAAUUAUGCAAUUGAGGAUCCGCCGGCCGGUGCGGGUGUGUCAGGAGUGCUACGCUUCUUUAAAAAUGUCCAGCGAUGGAACUUCUUAAUUUCGACCGACAAAAGAUGAAGAAAUGUUUGACUUAAACAAAAAAGAAAAUGGGCUAAUCUGUCAGAGAGUAGUGAAUCAAUGUCCAGUUAUGUAACGACACACCCGCCCUUUGGCCCAAUGGAUCAGGGGGCGGGGCAAUUUAUAUCACAGGUGUGUAGAUGAUUUCUAAAAAAUUUGGUUUCUAAAAAACGACAGUCGUGUUUUAGCAGAUGAUGUUUAUACAAUCGACAUUCCAAUCGGCCCCUUUUAUUACCCUCCGGUUUGCACACAAUCACAUGAACACAAAGGAUUGAAGAAAAAGAACUGAAGUAGCUGUGCUGGUGUUCACCUGAAAUUGCUGUGCCACAAGAGUUGCAGAUAGUGUUUGGUUCCUCAUAGAAGGUUUAUUUAAAGAGUCUGGAGAUGAUCAGCCACUUCUGCCUUUAACUUAUGUAAAACUUCAAAGUUGUAAGAAAUAUACAAGUCAAGUGCU